Messenger RNA from Spizellomyces punctatus DAOM BR117, 2080 nucleotides. RefSeq names its product 2-dehydropantoate 2-reductase. Lineage: Eukaryota; Fungi; Chytridiomycota; Chytridiomycetes; Spizellomycetales; Spizellomycetaceae. The coding region runs from base 70 to 1053 and encodes 327 amino acids. Gene Ontology annotation, biological process: pantothenate biosynthetic process. Gene Ontology annotation, cellular component: mitochondrion; cytoplasm. The transcript has 3 exons. The record is from RefSeq and is a predicted model, not a curated record. Gene Ontology annotation, molecular function: 2-dehydropantoate 2-reductase activity; NADP binding.
CUUCAAAGCAAAAGCAUUUGUCAAAGAUAGAAAUAGAUGGAAUCUUUCUGAGAUUGUCACUUGAAGCCAAUGUCAUCCCGCUUCUACAUUCUCGGCGCAGGAGCCAUUGGUCUUUUCCACGCGCACCACAUUCGCACCUUCCUCCACACUCCCGUCACACUCCUCCUUCGCGCACCCACACUCACCCAAUUCCACGCUGCAAACAACACCCUCACCAUUCAAACAUCAGACCGGACUGUUAUUGGCACCAGCACCCUAGACGCCGAAGAACCCACACCCGAUGGUCCCCCAAUUGAAAAUCUAAUCAUUUGCACCAAAGCGCAUGAUACCCUGGCAGCAUUGGACCCCAUCUCACCUCGUUUAUCGUCGAACAGCACGAUCCUUCUCCUCCAGAACGGUGUUUUAGGCGUGUACACCAGUCUCCGACGAUCCCUCUCUUCCCCUUCGACAGGUGGCCCGCGUAUCCUCCUCGGCAUCACGACACAUGGCGUGACCCUCACCGAGCGCUUCACCGCAAUACACGCAGGAGACGGCGAAACCAGCAUUGGCGACCCCGAACAAGGACAAGUUGGCCAAGACCGUGUGAAUACCUUUUUGGAACAUGUAUCAAGAGCGGGAUGGUCUACCACGCUUUCGUACCCCGACUUUUAUCAAAAAUUAUUACUCAAACUUGUCGUCAACACCUGCCUCAAUCCCCUCACUUCCCUCUUCAAUACCCCAAACGGCAGCCUAACGACCCCACACGGCCAAAAUCUCAUCCACCUCAUCUGCAAGGACCUCUCUACACUUUUCCCCGAUCUCGGACUAUCACCUACUGAACUAACGUCCCAUGUCCUGGACAUUGCGAAUCGAACGGCUUUGAAUCGAAACUCUAUGGAGCGGGAUGUUUAUGCUGGACGGCGUACUGAGGUGGAUUUUCUUGUCGGGUACUGUGUAGAGUUGGCGAGGGAGCGAGAGGUUGAGGUUCCUAUUUUGGAAUUUUUGUGGGAGGCUGUCAAGAUGAGAGAAGAGAUUGGAAUGCGGAUGAAGAGAGAGGCUCAGAAAUUGCGAUAGUGAAUUGCGUGAAAUUGGAUGGUCCAUUGCGUCGAUGAGUGCGGGACACUAUCUUCCCCGUUUUGAGGUUUGUAUGGAGAGAUGGAUGCGAUCUAGCGCGUUGUGAGUUUUAGUGGUCGCUUCACCUUGCAGCUUAAUGAUUCAUAGCGAUCUUGCAAAUGUAACCUCAGUGUUCAUCGCGUAUCAUCCAGGUGGGGCAGUUGGUUCUGAUGAGGUGCAAAGAUAACAGUGGAAUAUAUAUUGCCACAUGAUAGGACAUCGCUUCAUUGUGGCAGUGGUACUCUGCUUUAUAAAAUGGAACCAUAUGUCAGAGAUAUUGUGCUCAGUGGACUGUAUGUGCAGCUGGGAUGAUGGUGAUCACGUAAGUCGAUAAAUGCAUUCGAAUGGACUCUAAUUUGAUCGGGUCAUUGUUUUUGUUGCUAUGGCCAUGGCCCUCGUGUCGUCCUAUUUCAAUGAGAAACGUAACUUUUUUAUGUGAUAGCAAUCCGACAUGGUGUGCGUUUUCGCAUGUCGCUCAUAAACACGCAAGUCUUUGUAAAGAAACAUUUGAGGGGAUGGCUGUAUGGUACUUUACUUUGCCAUGGAGUGACUCUCUCGUUGAUCUUGCUGUUCCUUGUUCUUUCUUGGAUGGACUAACCCUGAUGAUGUUAUCCUUGCAUUGGUAUUAGUUAGAGCGGGCAUAUGAUCCUGGUCUCCCUUGGUAUUGGUAAUGCAUCUAGGGGAGGAUAAGCACGGCGGAACCAAUGGGCGAUGAUCCGGCCCAAGUAUCCCCUGCUGCUGCAGUCCACGUCAUAACAUGGCAUGUUUGUCAUGCACAAGCACUGUAGCCAUGACUUGGGAACAUGAAUGGUGGUGGCAUAAAUACUGCAGGACUGGAAUGCAAAAACCUUGGAUAGGUGUCAUAGAGGAUAACUCCCUAUAGGGGGUAUAUUUUACAGUACUUCACCCCAGCAAAUACAUAUUUAUACAAUUUUCAUAGAACGCACUCCUUAAAGGAGAAAAAAAAAAAAUGCAAGGGUAGCGGAAC